Carassius carassius (crucian carp) is the source of this 748-nucleotide messenger RNA. Its product is annotated as SLAM family member 9-like. NCBI's taxonomy places the organism in Eukaryota, Metazoa, Chordata, Actinopteri, Cypriniformes, Cyprinidae. Bases 74 to 748 code for a protein of 224 amino acids. The transcript has 3 exons. The record is from RefSeq and is a predicted model, not a curated record.
CACAGUCAGGGGAGGAUUCACACAACACUUUAACAGUUCUGCUGUUAGAUCACACACUGAACCACUGAAGAAAAUGAUUCACAAGUUUGUCUUGUUCUGUUUGUUCUGCUGGAGUCUGACUGGUGUGUUUGGUGAAUCAGUGUCAGUGACGGAGGGAGAUUCAGUCACUCUGAACACUGAUCUUACUGAAAUACAUGAAGGCGAUGACAUAGUGUGGAAAUAUGGAGCGGGAAAGUCUAAAAUUGCUACAAUGACCAAAAAUAAGCAAAACAACUCAUCUGACUUUCCUGAUGAGAGAUUCAGAGACAGACUGAAGCUGGACGAUCAAACUGGAUCUCUGACCAUCACAAACAUCACAACUCAACACGCUGGACUCUAUACACUAGAUAUAAGUGGAGCAAAAGCGAUAUUAAAAACAUUCAAUGUUUCUGUCUAUGCUCGUCUUCCUGUUCCUGUCAUCAGCAGUAACUCUUCACAAUGUUCAUCUUCAUCACAGCAGAAUUGUUCAUUGUUGUGUUCAGUGGUGAAUGUGGGUCAUGUGACUCUCUCCUGGUACAAAGGAAACAGUUUAUUGUCCAGCAUCAGUGUGUCUGAUCUCAGCAUCAGUCUCUCUCUACCUCUGGAGGUGGAAUAUCAGGAGAAAAACAGCUACAGCUGUGUGAUCAACAAUCCCAUCAGAAACCAGACCACACAUCUGGACAUCAGCAAACUCUGUCACACAUGUCCAGGUACAGCAGAGCUGAUAUAA